This is a messenger RNA of Rotaria sp. Silwood1, 3096 nucleotides long. NCBI's taxonomy places the organism in Eukaryota, Metazoa, Rotifera, Eurotatoria, Philodinida, Philodinidae. The record is from the annotation of a GenBank genome assembly.
AUGGAAGAAAAUUCUCAAGUAAUAUCUAUAUUUUAUGUUUGGAAUGAAAAUUUUAUACCUACGUUUAAAAUUACAAAAUUAUAUUACAUACCAAAAGAGUCGAUUGGUCUUGCUUUGACCUUGAGUAUGAUUCAAUUUCUAAGAAAUGAAGCUGAAAAACAAAUGAAGCUGGAUCAAAUCCCAUUGGCGAAAAUCUACUUAAGAAAAGCAGAGAAAACUAAAGAAUGGAUUAUGUCAAAUUUAAGAGCUGAACCGUGUCAUAUAUUAGUGAUACCUCUAAAUACUAACAGUACAAAUUUGGCUAAUACUAUACAAAGUUUACGGCAGUAUUGUGCAAAGUUCGGUUAUCCAGAGGCUAUAAUAUGUCCACUUGAUGAUUAUAUUCCAAAAAGUGAAAUAUAUCAUAAAUUACCAUAUGGAAAACUUUUAUUUGAAUAUGAAGAUCCGAAAAUAAUAUGUCGUUGGAUUCGAUAUUUAUCACCAAUACGUAUGUACCUGUAUGGAAAUGAACAAGUUAUACCAAAUGAAUGGAGUAAACAAAUGAUUUCAAACGAAGUCGAUCAUUCUCUUAAACUAAUUGUUAAUGAUGAUGAUUGGUACACAUUUCUUGAAAAUGAAUCAAUUAGUGAUAGUAUUAAAUGGAAUUUUUCCGCUAAACAUGGUCGAACAUGGAAAAUAACUCAACUAACACCAAUUGCAUUAAAUAGUCUAGAAGAUAAUAUUCGUUUUCGAUCGUCUCUUCGACGUGCCAAUAUUACAUAUUAUUCUCGUAUGUCGAUUGUAACUGCACAGAUCUUUGAUUGGUUUGAUGAAUGUUUAGAAUAUGGUUAUGUUAAGAAUGAGUUCAAAUUAACUAGACGCGAUAAACCGGUUUCAGUAAAUGAUGACAAAGAUACACAAGAAACUUAUCUUUCAUCAUUAAGACUCGAUCGUAGUGAAGAAGUGGAUUACUCAUCAACUUUUAAUGAAAAGGAUAGUGGCUCAUACAGUUUAACAUAUUCAUCUCAUCAAUCAAAUGAAAUAAUUAAUUACUAUUUAAAUAAAUUCGAUCGAAUGUAUAUAUGGGUUGAUAGUGAUUUCUAUUCAAUUGAACAACGUUUUCAAUCAAUAGUUUAUCCUAAUCAAUGGAACACUUUUUCAAAUAUUAAUGAAUGUCAAAAGUUUAUUUUAAGUCAACAAUUACAAUAUAAUCCAAAAAUAUAUUUAAUUUCAUCGUAUUAUUCAGCUGAACAAUUAUUUGCGUAUGAACAUGUAUCUAAUAUUCAUGUAGCUUAUUUAUAUUCAAAUCAAAAUGAUAUACCACCUCGAUGGAUAAAUGUUUUUCCAAGAAUACGAGGAAUUUAUAAAAAUUUAGAUUCACUUUUUGAACAAUUUAGUUUUGAUAUAACAACAAAUAUUGAAUUAUUACCAUUUCAACAUCAACAGAAAGCACAUGAAGAUCCAUUGCCAGUAACAUUUUUAGAUACAGAUCAAGACGGAUUUAAACGUCAGCGAUAUUUAAUUGAAAUCGUACUUAAAUUACCACGUGUAUUGGAGGCUAAACAAGAAAUGAUCGAUGAACUUCGUCGUGUAUCAAUUGACAAUGAUAUAUUUUUAAAACAGAUAAAUGAUUUUGAACAAAAUUAUCAUUCAAAUGCAGCUAUACAAUGGUAUACACGUGAUUCUUUUCUUUAUCGUUUAUUAAACCAAGCAUUACGUUGUGAAGAUAUUGGAUCAAUAAUAAAACAUCGAUUUUUUAUUGCUGAUUUAUAUCAAAAUUUAGAGGAACUCCAUAAUCAAAUGCUUAGUUCAUAUAAUAGCUCACAGCAAACUAUAUUAACAUAUUAUCGAGGACAAUCGAUGCCACCGUCUGAAAUCGAUCAAUUGAGAGAACACGUUGGAAAACUUAUAUCAAUUAAUACGUUUUUCUCUACGACAUCAUCCCUUGACAUUGCGCUUAUGUUUGCUGGAGGAUCGACACUUGAAGGUAUAACAUCGAAUAAACCAGUUAUAUUUAGUCUUGAGGUCAAUCCACUUAUUGAAAACACACGACCAUAUGCCAAUAUUAAUUUUUAUUCUGCUUAUGAGGAAGAAGAUGAAGUUUUAUUUGCAUUAGGUUCAGUAUUUCGUAUAGAAAAAGUGGACUUGUUAUCUGUAAUUGAUAACAUACAAGUGAUACAUCUAAAAAUGAUCGAUGAAAGUGAAUUACCAAAAGAAUAUACCACAAAUGAUUUUUCACAAAUUUUUCCCGAACAAUUAAUUUUAGAUCCAAUUUAUGCUAUUGUUGGUCUAACUUCUUUAUUUCAAGAUAAUGAACAAUAUUCUCCUAUUAAAUCUAUACUCGAGGAAGCUGACGUUCAAUUCUUCGAAAAUACUGAUGACUUAGAUCAUUAUAUAAAAUCGAUACAACGAAUUCAAUCUUUUGUCAUUUUUAUUGAUAGCCGAUUACCUAUUCUUGAUCGAAAUCAACAAACAAAAACGAUUUCAUUUGAAGAGAAUGACAUGCAUUUUAACGACCUUAUUUAUGAAUUAUUGUAUGAAAUGCAGAGCAAUAAUAAGAAAUCAAAAGAACAUAUUAAAGAGUUAUGUAUGAAUGUAGCCAACGUCUAUUGUCCUUCAAGCGAAAGUACCUUUUAUGUUCAACUUCUUCUAUCGUCAACUUCGAAAAAAAAGUCUGAAGAAGAAUUUAAAACAAAAUUUUCAUCAUCAUCAAUUAUCACUUUCUAUCAAACUGAGCCAUGUAUUUAUUUCCUUGAAUCUAUCAGUGAACCAUCGAAAAUAGGCAAUGCGAUACUUAUUCUUCAAUCGGAUGAUACUAAUAUUGAUAGUAUAAUCGAUCGAUUUGAACAAAUUGAUUCCAUAAAAAAUAUGUAUAUCUGUUCAAAAAAUGCUUUUAAUAUACAAUAUCGAAGGAUUAUUCAUGGAAAAUUCUAUAAUGAAAACGAUUUAUAUGCACAACUUUAUUCUGACAAUUUAACUCAUUCAUUUAUACAAGCUAAUGAACAAAUUGACAUAUAUAAAAACAAAAGUGAAGCCAGUCGAUAUUUUCUACAGAUGGAUCAAUUCUAUAAACUUAUAAAAGAGUAUCAAAAUCAAGAAAAAAAUCUCCUUGAAUGA